AGCGAUGUAUAAGCAACAGCUGUUACAACAGGGCAUGUCAUAUGAAAAUUUUCGUUAACGACGCUAGUGGAAAAUACCAACAACAAACAUGACAAGCCGUGAUUGACAGUUCGUUUGUAAGCAUAUUUGACGAGUCCCGCCAUUCGUAUACACAACGAAUGCAGUUUUCAUAUAGUUGUGUUGUACAUUUGUUUGAAAAGAUUUAUCCGAGUGAUUAAUUGUUAAUUAUAAUAAAUAAGUGUAGUGAUUAUGCCUGGGAAUUCAUGUGCAGUGUGUAAGAGUAGUUGGAACAAUACUGUAUCAAUGUUCUCGCCGCCACGGGAUGAGUAUAUGAGAGGUAAAUGGGAAGUAGCGUGUGGCGUCAAACUAACACAAAGCUCUAGAUUGUGCUCCAAACACUUCACAGCAAACGAUUUCACAUCAGCAAACCCAAAACGAGCACGUUUGCAAGGAGAUGCAGUGCCUUCGCUGAAUUUUACAACAGCAAGCGUUAAAAGCAGAGCAGCGGAUGAAAGUUUAAGCGCCAUAGACAGUUAUAGGAAAAAUCGCGCCUCCAUGGAACAACUACUAUUCUUUGUGAACUUCGCACGCAAGCACCCGAAGCUGCUAACAUCGAAGUUUGGCGCUGUGAGUCACUUAUGGGAAGAAUUGGCGUGCAAUUUAAAUUCAAAGGAUGGCGCUUGUCGCUCAGCUGAUAAAUGGAAAGAGUCGAUGAGCACUUGGCGCAGUCAACUGAGAUGUCGUGCACGUCGUGGCAAAAGUAGCGGUGUACCACAAUUUGACGAAUUCGCUUUAUGGAACUUCGGACAGCAUGCACUAAAUGAACAAGAGCAAAUAGCCAUUACAUCUACCAAUAAUGACCUGGUUGAUGAGGACGUUGGCGAUGAAAACAUGGUCCACAAUGCAAAGAACAUUAAAGAUUUUCUGCAAACUGAAUUGGGUAACAUCAAAAUGGAAGUUGUAAACUCGGAUGAUGACAAUAGUCGCCAUGAAGAUACUCAAACUAAUGUCGCACCGAAUCUCGCGGAAGUACUGGAUAUCAAACAUGAUAUGGACCUUUCGGAUGACAGUAACCCAGUUUCUAAAACAACUGCCUCGAAUACAGUAGCAGAUAUGCCAACAUUAGAUAUUCCGCGCACUUUGUGUUCAAAAAUGGUUGUUAUACCCCGUCAAAUUGUGACUAAAGAAUCGGAAAAAGCUAAAAUAUUUAUUAUACCACGUACAACAACUGAAAAUAAUACGUCAACAACAGCCGAUAGCGUUAAAAGAAAAAUAGUUACACAACCCGAACCAACAAGUAUUGCAAAUAAUUCCUUAUCGCAUAUAGAGGACAACACAAAAAGCAUUGACACGCCGCCGCAAGCCUCCAAUACUUCAGCAAUUUCAUGCAGUUCUAAAGAUCUGGACAAAUCGGAGAGCAGUCAGGCAACUUCCCCACCUGUAGUAUCACAUACUGCAUCAACGCCUGAACCACAUGUACCUGAGCGUGCGGCAAAUGCUGCGAAAAAGCGUAAAAAGGCAACAUUACAUGAAAUGUACGGAACCCUUUUGGAUAGUAUGACAAGGCGUGACCAGCGAGAAGAACAAUUCAUAACUGUUAUGCAAGGAUUAACCGAUGCUGUGACACGUAUGGCUGAUAAUGUGAAACGGCUGGAGGAAGUCUUGACUUUUUGUGCCAAUGAUUAAUGAGGACAAAAGCCGCACAAUUUUUGUACAACCCUAAUGUUGGCUACGUAAUAGUAUUUAAAAUAAGCUGUAUACGAAAUAAAUACAAUUAUAAAUAAAUAAAUAAAUGCAUUGCAGUACAUGCACGCUGUCGCGUUGUUUACGCAC
Messenger RNA from Zeugodacus cucurbitae (melon fly), 1833 nucleotides. RefSeq lists its product as uncharacterized. The record is from RefSeq and is a predicted model, not a curated record. The transcript is spliced from 8 exons. Bases 250 to 1686 code for a protein of 478 amino acids. Lineage: Eukaryota; Metazoa; Arthropoda; Insecta; Diptera; Tephritidae. Gene Ontology annotation, molecular function: sequence-specific DNA binding.